Messenger RNA from Vigna umbellata (rice bean), 480 nucleotides. The record is from RefSeq and is a predicted model, not a curated record. Lineage: Eukaryota; Viridiplantae; Streptophyta; Magnoliopsida; Fabales; Fabaceae.
AUGCAACAUAGGUUUUUGUCAGUCUUGGCAGUGAAGCUGAAGAAGCCGCAAUUCGAUCUGGACCAGGUGGGGGUGCAAUACAUGGGCAUCACAUCCACUCCCCCCUCCACGACCUCUCUCUCCCUCUCCAUUCGCCUCCCCUUUGCUGCCACCAACUCCAACAAGGUUGGCAUCCGAUACGGCCAGUCCAGCUUCACUGUCAUGUACCGCGGGAUCCCCCUCGGCAAAGCCACUGUCCCCGACUUCUUCCAACAACCCCACAGUCACUGUCAGGUCAUCUCCACCAUCAUCGUCGAUCACAUUAAUCUCCUCCAGGUUGACGCUGCCGACUUGAUUCGCGACGCCUCCAUCAUCGACUGCGUGGACCUCCACAUUUUGGGCGAUGUCUCCGCCAAGAUCCGCGUCAUGAACUUCGAUUCCCCUGGCGUUCAGGGAUCAGGCUUAGGUGAAAGCCUCGACCUUUGGUUUUCAUUGCCUUAA